AUGGCACUCAGAAGGCAUGUAAAAAACCUUGUGAAAAAUUAUUCUGAAGCUGAGAUAAAAGUCAGAGAAGCAACUUCUAAUGACCCUUGGGGUCCUUCUAGUUCUCUAAUGUUAGAGAUAAGUGACCUGACAUACAACACAAUUUCCCUUUCUGAGAUUAUGAACAUGAUCUGGCAUAGGAUGAAUGACCAUGGGAAGAACUGGAGGCAUGUUUACAAGUCUCUUACACUCUUGGACUAUCUCAUCAAGAAUGGAUCGAAGAAAGUCAUACAACAUUGUCAAGAGAGUUUCUUUAACAUUCAGAUAUUAAAAGAUUUUCAUCAUCUAGAUGAAGCGGGAAAAGAUCAAGGUUUCCAUGUAAGAGAGAAAGCUAAGCAAAUUCUUGCUAUUUUAAAAGAUGAACAACUGAUGCAUAAUGAACGUGAAAUUGCGCGCCGGACUAGACGGCGCAUUUCACAUGCAAUGCUUUUCUCCCAGAAGCCUUCUAACAAAGCUACGCUUGGCUCAGAUCCCAUUUCAGAACUCCCUCCAUCAGAAAAUGUCCAAUGUUUGCUGCCUAAGGCAUUACCUGCAGCAGAGCAAAACCAGCAGACAUGCAAAGCAGAAAUAGCCCAAGAAGCAACAGUACUGAAUAUCAUUGCAAAGAAGUCAUCAGAGGACUUGAUCACCUUUAGCGAGGAUGAAUCCUAUCUCGCGGCUGUGGAGUCAACAUUUCCAGCUACUGUCUGUAAAGAGGAAUUGACAAAAGGUACAAAGGCACCUGCUAAUAAUUCCUGGAAUACAGGUAUUGUUUUGAAUCCAUCAGAAAGAAAUCCGCUCCCUUUGCAAAAGUGGGAUUCAGGCAGAAAAUCGAAUAAUUCGGUUGUUUCCAGAGUUAUGCCAAAAUCUUCUCCAAAGAGGCCAUCAAGCAUAAAUAGUCAUCAAGCUGCCACAACUUUGCUUGAUCUUUGGUCAUCCAGUCCAGAGGAGUUUGUCACUAUUAACAAACAGCAAGUCCCCAAGUCUGAUUUGGCUUGUUGUCAUACCAAGGCCUCUGUUGAGACCAUUUAUAAGUCUCCCACCUUUCAAACCUUUGAUCCUCUAGGAACCCCUAUGACAAACACCCUGAAAGCCUCUCCAGCAACUCAGCAGUACUGUGGGCCUAAUGUAGCUAGGUUACGAAACCUCUACUUUUUAACACCAAGCAUUGUAGAGGCAGUUGGCUUGAGUGGUGAUCCUGCCCCCAGACCAGAUUCUGCCAGCUCCAUCAAAACAACUUCUUCCUUUUCUACUUUCUCCAUCUCAUCCCCAGAAUCAGCCGUACCAAACAACACCCCUCAGCCCUAUUCUGUUGCACCCCAUGGACCCUACUUGCCUUCACCACAUAGAUUACCUUCUGUUUUCAUUGAAGAGCUCAAGGAACGGAUUGCACAUUCUUUUUCUCCUUGCCCUGUGUCUGAUAUAGAUGACAGUGCUAGCAUUUUAAGUCUACUAUCUGAUAAUUCAAAAUGUUCUGUUGAGAAAAAUGAUAGCUUUAGGAGCAGAACCUGUCAUGCUGCUGGUGAAAGCUGGGCAAACAAUUUAGUGGAGGAAGUAUUUGCUGGAUCUAAUCCUGUACCUCCAGCCACAAAUCUUCCUCCUGACCCAGAUAUUUUUCCUUUGAGUGCUGAGGAAAAAAAUAUGACCAUUUUGGAAGAAAUAAAAAAUGCUGUUUGUGGACUAAGAGGGGACUUCUGCUGUGUGGCACAGGAGUUACGUACUAUAGGUAGUGAAUUGGCAAAUAUGGUAGUUUCCGUUCAAAAUAUGAACCAAUUUUUUGUAGCUCCCCAAACUGCUAAAGAUGACCAUACGAAAAUAUAG
Messenger RNA from Thamnophis sirtalis, 1839 nucleotides. It is a transcript of the gene ENTHD1, whose product is annotated as ENTH domain containing 1. Gene Ontology annotation, molecular function: phospholipid binding; clathrin binding. The record is from RefSeq and is a predicted model, not a curated record. Gene Ontology annotation, biological process: endocytosis. Lineage: Eukaryota; Metazoa; Chordata; Lepidosauria; Squamata; Natricidae. Gene Ontology annotation, cellular component: plasma membrane; endosome; clathrin vesicle coat.